GUGGGCGGGUCUAUCCCCCACCGGAAGUCCCUCGGAGCUGCCAAUCAAGGAGGGCACGACGACUUGGCCGCCCAAGCUGAACUGCCGGUAGGGUCACCAUGAUCCUCCAGAAGCUGUUCCGGCUUUCCUCCGUCCUCCGCUCCGCCGUGUCCGUCCACCUGAGGAGGAACGUGGGCGCCUCGGCCGUGGCGUUCAAGCAGCUCGAUCCCAUCCAGAAGCUCUUCGUGGACAAGAUCCGAGAAUACAGAACCAAGAGGCAGACAGCCGGCGGGCCCGUGGACGCCGGCCCCGACUACCAGCAGGAUCUGGACCGGGAACUCUUCAGGCUGAAGCAGAUGUACGGCAAAGCCGACAUGAACACGUUCCCAGAAUUCAAGUUCGAAGACCCCAAGUUCGAAGAAGCGCCGAAGCCUCAGGCUUGAAGAGAGUCCGGGGCGUCCAGGUGGUCUAAGCGCGGGGAACCUUCCUUCGAACCUUUAAUAAACUGGAAUCUCCCUGCA
Messenger RNA from Tachyglossus aculeatus (Australian echidna), 500 nucleotides. RefSeq names its product ATP synthase peripheral stalk subunit F6 (gene ATP5PF). The record is from RefSeq and is a predicted model, not a curated record. The transcript is spliced from 4 exons. Gene Ontology annotation, molecular function: proton transmembrane transporter activity. Lineage: Eukaryota; Metazoa; Chordata; Mammalia; Monotremata; Tachyglossidae. Bases 99 to 422 code for a protein of 107 amino acids. Gene Ontology annotation, biological process: proton motive force-driven ATP synthesis.